Messenger RNA from Paramecium sonneborni, 162 nucleotides. The record is from the annotation of a GenBank genome assembly. Lineage: Eukaryota; Ciliophora; Oligohymenophorea; Peniculida; Parameciidae.
AUGGGAUUUUACAUGGAAGAGAAAUUAUAAUAGGCCAAAAAUCUUUAAGAUGGUCUAUUUAAAAAUGAAUAACUUGUAUAUGAAUUCUGGCUGGUAUAAAAUUAAACAAAAUAAAUAAUCUAAAAGUAGGAAUAGUCGAUGAAUAGAUUCAUAGAUAAGUGA